This is a messenger RNA of Trypanosoma grayi, 2288 nucleotides long. RefSeq lists its product as hypothetical. The record is from RefSeq and is a predicted model, not a curated record. The transcript has a single exon. The annotation marks the transcript as partial. Lineage: Eukaryota; Euglenozoa; Kinetoplastea; Trypanosomatida; Trypanosomatidae.
AUGUCAGCCCCGGCUAGAGAGAGGCGGGGAAAUACCCAGGGGGCCAUAGCCCCAGCACCAACAGCAGCAGCGGAGGCAGGAGGAGGAGGUUCGCCGUCUGCAACGCCGCAGGGGCGCCACCGUCCCGUCUCCACACCAUCGCCAUCGGCGGCAAGAAAGCAACGGCCCACAGUUUCUGCCUCCUCCACCACGCGGCCAACGCCGCUCGCCUUGGCACUACAGGCCCAAUGGACGUUGCUGCAACAGAAUCUUCAGCUCGGCGCUAUUCCCAUCACAGCUGAACGUGAUUUGCUGCGGGUGUUGGAAUCCUUGCCGGGGCAUAGAAACGCCAUUCUGUCCGAUGUGGAGGGCGUGCUGCCCUACAUCCUGGCCUUUGCCGUUGCGCCCAUCCCAAGCGAGCGGACGCAGGUGAUUGCUCUCGGAGCCAUGCAGGCAACCGUCGGCUCACUCGUCGCUGUGUGGGGCCGAAAGGCAGCGGCUGUGUUGGUGCAUGAUUUCUUGGCAUUGGAACACAACGCCCUUCACGCAUUAGAGGUGACACUAUCCGUCGCACUGGGAGAUGAAGACGAAGGUGAGGAUGAAGAAGAGAAGGAUGAAAGGUGGAAGAAUAGCAGAGAUGAGGGUAUAAAGAUGCAGAAAAGGGACCGUCCCACCGCGGUCACCGAGACUCGCAGCGCCAUCAUUGGUAAUGCACUCGAGUUAAUACUAAUGAUGGUCACUGUUUCCAAACCGACAGCAGCAGCGGCGCUCACGCAUCCAAAACUUAUAGAAGCCAUUGGGCGCUGCCUAUCUAAUGCAUCGCCUGUGCAGGCCUGCGAUGUGGCCAGCAUUCUGCACUCCCUGAGUGCUGUAGAGGGCGCAGCAGANGUGCUUGUGGCAUGCAAGGUCUACUACAGUGCCACACUGUACAUCCGCACAAGUGUGCGUGGGGGCAUCGGCACCUCCCCAAAUGCAACAGUGACGGCGCUGUGUAUGUUCCUGCGCCUCGCUGCUCGUCUUGCAGAGUGUCCGGCGGCCUUCGCAGUGCUGCAAGAAGACCCCGUCAUGCCGCAGGUGAUGGAAGAGCUAUUACGCAGUCAUUGGGGAGAAGUGGUAGAGCUGAGCUGUCGCUGGCUCGCCACCACUGUGGCACACCACGCGGCGCAUAGCAGUGAGUUGAUUGCCGCCAUUCUCUACAAGACACAGGCUGGUGAACGGCUUGCAAGUAUGUUGCUGUGGCCGUCGAGUAUGGCGGCAUAUGCAGCUGCUGCGGCGCUCUGCUGGAGAUGGUUCGCCCUCGCCAGCCCCACCGUAACUAGCUCAUACGUGGUGACGAACCCCAACGCCCUGCUAUCGCUGCUGCAGGCCUUUGCGACGUUGCCGCUGUGUCGCCCGCGAGCAGCUGCGGAGCCGCAUGAUGGGGGAAGUGAAGGCACCGCGGCCCGAGGACUGCUGGUGGAGGUUGCAUGCACGUUAGGGCUCUGUCACGGUCUGGCGCCACGGGAAACACGUGCAGCGAUGCGGCGAAUUGCCCUCCACCGCCUGUCCCCUGUCACACAGGCAGAGGUGCAGCGGCGCGUCGCAUCCGUCUUCGCUAAUGUGAGCGAAUCAUACUUUGAGCAGUACCCGGCGGUUACGGUGCCUCACGGAAGAAGGCAAGCUAAUAAUGCCUCAAGUGUUGCUUCUGCCAGUGUUGGGCUCUCCUCGAUCGAGAGAAAUAUAACGGAGUUCGUCAGCGAUACAGAGAGUGACGAUGACAACGUAACGAAGCAGCAUCUGGAAAGUGGGCGGCGGUCCCACACACUGCGCUCCAGUGCUCAAUGGCAUGAAUUCCUGCUGCGCUCGCUGACACGCCUGUUUCGCGGCACUGCACGGGGGCCGGUGUCGGCGUCGAUACUGCAUGGACAUCAAUUGGGCGCGGCGACGGCUGGCGCCUCGGCUGUGCGUCGAAUCCCUGCCUCCACCGAUACGACUCAAAGGUCCCAAUUUAGCUACCACUCUCACCACCAACAGCAAAAGCAACCAGAGCAUGGUGCUGUUGCCAUUGCCACCUGUCCACCGUCGCUUUCACAGGGCGUUGUGCAGCGGGCGGAGCAAAUGGGUGGUACGUUCUACAUCGACAGCAUUCGUGUGAUACUGCGGCUGGCGCACCGCUACAAGCACGCCUUCGCACGGGAGACGCGUCAUGGCGCGGCUACAUCCCACUCGACGUCCACGCACUCCUUUAACCGUACAGGCAAGGCGCCCAACCCGUGGGCCCCCCCGGAGAAGGUAGAGUCCUCGCGUCGCUGGAGCGUUGAGGAUGUAUU